UGACAGCUGUUCUGUUGACAAUUGAGAACUAUAUAAAUUUUUUCUGUUGUAUUGUAAAUGAAAAAGUUCUUGUUUAAUAAUAAAUAUCACGGAUAAAUUAUCUCUGAUAAAUAUAACAGUGGUUCCAUAAACAAAUUAUGGAUUUCGACAGCCCAGAUGUUGAGAAAGAUUUCCCUGGUUUAUAUGCUUCUGAAAGUGGGGAUGGAAAAUCCAAAAAGAGUAAAGAAGAUAGUGAUUAUAGUGAGGGUGAACACGAUAAAGUAAGUAAAAAAGAUCUACUAAUUGGUAGGCGUAAAGAUAAAAAGGAAAAGGGCAAGGACCGGGGAUAUGCAGCUUUAGAAGGUGAAAGCUCUCCAGAAGAGGAGUUGGAUACGAAAAGUCCUUCGAAGUCAAAAAAGUUGAAAACGUUUAAAUUCACUUCGUCCAAAAGCAAGGAGAAACGAGAAAAGUCGCGUGAUAAAGAUAAAUCAGAGAGGGAGUCCCGGGAGGAAGAAAAGCCAAAGGAAAAAGAGAAGACUGAAAAAGAAAAGGAACUCAAAAAAAGAGAUAAAGAACGUAAGGAAAAAGAAAGGAAAGAGAAAACCAAGGAUAAGGAUAAAGAAAAGGAAAAAAAGGACAAGAAAGUUAAGCAGACCAGCAAUGCUUCUGAAGAAUUGUUUGAAUUGGGCGAUGUUCAGCCUGUUUUUGGUGUAUCAAUUAGUCUAGCCACUGAACGGAGUCGCUGCCAUGAUGGUGUUAAUUUACCUCUUGUUGUGCGCGAUUGUAUUGAUUACCUUCAGGAGCACGCAUUGAAGAAUGAUCAAAUAUACAAGGUAGAACCAUUGAAGACACGCGUACAACACUUUAAAAGACUGUAUAAUAACAGAGAACGGCAAACAGAUACAGAUGAACUCGAUAUAGCAACAGCAUGUGCUUUAUUGAAGUUAUUUUUACGAGAACUGCCAGAACCGGUUUUGACCACAGACUUAAUAUCUAAUUUUGAGGAUGCAGCAUCAAUUAACUCCCAGAAUAAACAAGAUGAGCUUAAAAAAUUACUUGAACUACUACCCAGUUGCAACAGAACUCUACUCACUUGGAUAAUACUACAUUUUGAUUCGGUAAUUAAACAUGGCAAGCACAAUAAAUUAACGAUUGAAUCAUUGGCGAUGCUAUUAAGUCCCCCUAUGCAGAUGUCACAUCGUUUAUUAGUUGCAUUUUUAUCUCACACUGGAAUUUUGUUUACAAAUGUAUCCCUUAUCAAAUACGUACCACCAAUAACACCAUCUAGCCCAAAGCUUCCAGAAACUGCGGAAGAUAUUCAAAUAGAGCUACGGAAGCAAGAAAGCUUGCUUACACAGAUUCAUGCCGAAAUGAAUGCUGGAUUUAUUUCCAAAAAACGAGAAGAACAGUUGUGGGAAGUGCAGCGAAUUAUCACACAGCUUAAGCGUAAGUUACGUAGUUUUGAGAAGCGACAGGAGAAGUCAAUGGAGGAAUCACAAACAGUCCCAACAAAUGUAUUACAAAAUACCAGUGAUGCCACUGAUUCCAGCACCAUAGUCCAACGGGGGCAAAAUAUGUUCAAGGAAGUCGAUAAUAGCUUGGUGAACCAAAACAUGAACAGUAGCCACACAGAAGAACAAGUUUCGAAUGUUGCUAAUAUUGAAUCGCCUGAAAUAACAAAGGCAAAAUCUUCCAUAACGCUUACUGUCAAAACACCAGUUAUGCAGGAAGAAUCAGAAAAGGUUCCAGAACCGGAAGAAUCAUCGAUCAAUGUAGAUGAUUCACAUCCUGAUGGGAUUUACAUUGAUGAAGAAUUGUCGUUCUUAAUGGUGCCUAAAACUCAUCCUGAUUAUUCUCAACUGAUUCGUCUGCAACUAGAAAAUCGUGAAUUACUUCUUUGGAAGGAACAAUUGCAAGCUCGUAUAACUGCUGAGCGUGCUGAAGUCUUGCGACUUAAGCAGCAAUAUCAGCAGCAGAUUGCUGCAGCAGGCGCCAGUAAGAGUGAUAUUCCUAGUACAGCUUCUGCCAUUUCAGACGAUGUUGCUGGAGGUGAUGAUGGUUAUGAAAAAAUAAUAGAGCACUAUGUACGAGAAAAUGCCCUGUUGGAACAAAAAAAAGAAAUACUUGCAAGAGAACUGUUUGAUGAAAAGCGCGAAUGCAUUACUAUGCAGGUUGAGUUGGAACUGCAAAACUUUUAAACAAACGAUCCAAUAAGUAGAUUUACAUACAUACAAACACAGAUGUUAAAUUUUUAUUAUACAUCUAAAUUACGCACGUAUCAUUGUUACAAAAUGUUUACUUUAUUUAUCUGUAGCAAUUUUAUCCCACAGCCAUACAGUAUAUCCUUUGAAUUUGUGAUUGCUUUUGAUUUUCUUUAACCUAUAUACAUACAUACUAUAUAGAACAUAACAAAUAUACAAUUCACAAACUAAUUAAAAUUGCAAAACUAUAUUGUAUUUAUCUAUAUACCAUAAGAGCACUAUUGAGAUUAUAAAUAUGAUGUUACAA
Molecule: messenger RNA, 2487 nt
Organism: Bactrocera neohumeralis
Lineage: Eukaryota; Metazoa; Arthropoda; Insecta; Diptera; Tephritidae
Gene: Rlip
Product: ralA-binding protein 1
Exons: 5
Coding region: 138-2177 (679 amino acids)
Biological process (GO): small GTPase-mediated signal transduction
Molecular function (GO): small GTPase binding; GTPase activator activity
Source: RefSeq, a predicted model, not a curated record